This is a messenger RNA of Dissoconium aciculare CBS 342.82, 1669 nucleotides long. RefSeq names its product mitogen-activated protein kinase Hog1. NCBI's taxonomy places the organism in Eukaryota, Fungi, Ascomycota, Dothideomycetes, Mycosphaerellales, Dissoconiaceae. Gene Ontology annotation, biological process: osmosensory signaling pathway; cellular response to oxidative stress; protein phosphorylation. Gene Ontology annotation, molecular function: MAP kinase activity; ATP binding. The record is from RefSeq and is a predicted model, not a curated record. The transcript has 9 exons. Bases 215 to 1294 code for a protein of 359 amino acids. Gene Ontology annotation, cellular component: nucleus; cytoplasm.
AACACUCAGCGUUACCAUUCCCAUCAAUACCUCAUACACCCAUCCUUUCGCAUCUCUCCUCCCUCUCUUUCACACACACACAAACACACGCACAAUUCACACGCGCUCUGUUGAAAUCGUGAACAGGAAAUUGCUGCACACACAUUUCCUCCCGAUAACAGCGAUCCUUGCAUAUAAACCGACAGAGUCCGUCUGAUAGGCGUCAACCGACAAAAUGGCGGAAUUCGUGCGUGCGCAGAUUUUCGGCACCACUUUUGAGAUCACCAGCAGAUAUUCUGAUCUGCAACCCGUUGGCAUGGGCGCCUUCGGUCUAGUAUGCUCGGCGAAAGAUCAACUCACCGGCCAGGCUGUGGCUGUCAAAAAAAUCAUGAAGCCGUUCAGCACACCCGUUCUGUCGAAGCGAACAUACCGAGAACUCAAGCUACUGAAGCACCUCAAGCACGAGAACGUCAUCAGCUUGAGUGAUAUUUUCAUUUCACCUCUGGAGGACAUCUACUUUGUGACGGAAUUGCUCGGAACCGAUCUCCACCGACUCCUCACUUCGCGCCCGCUCGAGAAGCAGUUCAUCCAAUACUUCCUUUACCAGAUUCUUCGUGGCCUGAAAUACGUGCACUCCGCCGGAGUUGUCCACCGUGACUUGAAGCCCUCCAACAUCCUUGUCAACGAGAACUGCGACCUUAAGAUCUGCGACUUCGGUCUUGCCCGUAUCCAGGACCCCCAGAUGACUGGCUAUGUUUCAACGCGAUACUACCGAGCGCCGGAGAUCAUGCUCACCUGGCAAAAGUACGAUGUGGAGGUGGACAUCUGGAGUGCGGGCUGUAUCUUUGCGGAGAUGCUUGAGGGAAAGCCAUUGUUCCCCGGCAAGGACCACGUUAACCAAUUCUCCAUUAUCACCGAAUUGCUCGGAACCCCUCCAGAUGAUGUUAUCAGCACCAUCUGCAGCGAGAACACUCUACGAUUCGUUCAAUCUCUACCAAAGCGCGAACGACUACCUUUGAAGAACAAGUUCAAGAAUGCAGACCCACAAGCGAUUGAAUUGCUCGAGCGUAUGCUUGUCUUCGACCCCCGGAAACGAGUCAAGGCUGGUGAGGCGCUUGCCGACCCAUACCUCUCUCCCUACCACGACCCCACAGAUGAGCCAGAGGCCGACGACAAGUUCGAUUGGUCAUUCAAUGACGCCGAUCUGCCAGUGGACACAUGGAAAAUCAUGAUGUACUCUGAAAUCCUCGACUACCACAACGUCGACUCAGCGAACGGUGACGCAGUAGAGAACGGAGGCGUUGGACAAAUUUAAAGAGACGCUCGAUUUGCACCCGAUAAAAUAUUGACAAGCAGCUGCAUUUCGGCACUUUUACCCACAUUCUCUCAUUCGGCACGACUUCUCGGAAAGGAAUCACGAUCAUGAUUGAUGGCGAUGAGCGCGAUCUGGAUAGACCAGUGGAUCAUGUGGGUGGAGUGCACUGAAGUCAGUGUAAUAAAGCGAGUCCAUGGAGGAGGAGAAGGAGGAAGAGGCGAUGCAUCACAUGAGCCGUUGCACGCAAAGUGCACUCUCGUUUCGCCACGGCGAGCGAAACACGACAGUCUAGAUACAUAUGAUUGUUUUUCUAUACGAUGACUGAACAAUAAUGAUACCACGCUCUCUCCACAGUGGCUAUUUGAAAGUGGCGGC